GAUAAUCCUAAUUUAGAAAUUGAAAUGAACGAUGUUUUAGUAGGUUUAACCUCGCUGGUAUCGGUUCGCAUUAAAGACCCCGAAUUUGCUGGCCAAACCAAAGACCGAUUGGCUAAUCGGGAAGUCCGCGAAAAAACCAAAAAACUGACCCAAGAAUUAGUAAGCGGUUUUUUUCAAGAUAAUGCCGCUACGGCUAAAAUCAUUAAGGAGAAAAUUAUUGAUAAUGCCAAGUUGCGUCUACACUUGAAAGAGGAGCAAGAUAUUUUUCAAGGUGAAAAAAAAAAUCUUGAUCUAGUAAAAGUAUUAUCUGGCUCGGAAGAAAAUGAAGAAAUAUUUUUUGUAGAGGGUAAAUCGGCGGGUGGUAGUGCUGAGGAAGGCCGGGAUGUAAGAACUCAAACUGUCUUGGCUCUCCAAGGCAAACCACCCAACGCUUUGAAAUUG
Messenger RNA from Racocetra persica, 441 nucleotides. The record is from the annotation of a GenBank genome assembly. Lineage: Eukaryota; Fungi; Glomeromycota; Glomeromycetes; Diversisporales; Gigasporaceae.